Chelonus insularis is the source of this 484-nucleotide messenger RNA. RefSeq names its product NADH dehydrogenase (ubiquinone) B15 subunit (gene ND-B15). Bases 34 to 393 code for a protein of 119 amino acids. Lineage: Eukaryota; Metazoa; Arthropoda; Insecta; Hymenoptera; Braconidae. The transcript has 3 exons. The record is from RefSeq and is a predicted model, not a curated record. Gene Ontology annotation, cellular component: mitochondrion.
AAAACAAAUUGAAAAUUCAGUCAAAUAAUAAAUAUGGCGGGUCGUAGUGCAUAUGAUAUUUCUCCGCUGCAAAGAGAAAUAUUAGAACACCGACAUGCAAGACGAACCGUCCUUCGUCAAAAAUAUUUAGAACAAACUAUGAAUCCUUAUCGUCAUGCCUUGGGAACUGGUGGACAUGUCGAAGAUGAGGCCGUUAAUCGUUUUGUAGCAGCAAGAGCUACGUACACGCAUUUCUGGAAACCUAAAUGGAACAAUUUUGGAUUCUUUAUGGGAAGUUACAUUUUACCAGUGAUGUUUUUAUAUUAUGUAAUCAAAAAAGAUCGGGACGAACGGGAACAUGAAAUAAGAACUGGUCAAGUAGCUUACGCUGCUCGAAGAAACAAAAUAAUAUAAAGUUAUUAAUACAGCUAAAUUAAAAAAUUCAUAAAUAAAACAUAGUGAGUUAAUAUUAUUGUAACCUAAAUAAUAAAAUUUAUAGGAUUAA